Tetrahymena thermophila SB210 is the source of this 3177-nucleotide messenger RNA. RefSeq names its product cyclic nucleotide-binding domain protein. The record is from RefSeq and is a predicted model, not a curated record. The transcript has 6 exons. Lineage: Eukaryota; Ciliophora; Oligohymenophorea; Hymenostomatida; Tetrahymenidae.
AUGAAUCGAGAAUAUCAAUCAGCUGAUAGAGCUCUAUAAAAUCAAAACAAAGAAACAUUUAAAUUAGUUAUCAAUCAAGCUAAGUAGAUUAGUGAUGAAUAAGAGUAUCACUAAUCAAGAUUAGAAACCAAAAAUACAACCAUGUUUAGUUUUUAAGAUUAGAGUGCAAUAAAUAAAUCUAGUAAUGAAAAUAGUAAUAAUGAGAAAAUCACAUUAUUUUCUCCUCCUCCUCUAUCUUAAAAGGAUGGCUAGGCAUUUUUCUAACCUAUCAAGCAAAAUAAGAAUCACUUCCAAUUAAAAUUAAAGCCUCUUGUUGUACCAAUUACCAAAAGAUAAAAUAGUUAAGAUUAACUUCCAUAAUCCUUUAAUCAAAUUACAUCGCCAGAGAGAUAAUUAACUUUUCAAAAAUAAAAUUCUAUCAUAUGUUAAGAGCUUGUGUAAUAGUAAUUCCAAUCCAUAUAGAAGCUAUAAGCAUAUUAAAACGAAGGUAACGAUGAAGUUUCAAGUCCAAACAAAAAUAAACUUUAGCUUUUGAUUGAAAAACAAGUUAUAGAUUUUAGUUCUGAAGAAGAUGUCAAUUGGAUUAUCAGGAUAGCUAAAAAGAGUCAUAAAACUAAAAUGGAAUUGGCUUACUUUAGAAAAUUCGCCUACUAAUUCUAAGUACUUGAGGAAUGUUUAAAAAAUUUAGAAAAAGACAAUAUUAGCCAAGAAAUUUUCAAUUAAUUCAAGCUGAUGAUGUAUAAUCCAAAUAGAAUAAUAUAAAAAAUAGAAGAAGCUUUUUAUAUUGUUUUGAGGGGAAGCUUAGUUUAAAAGGAAAAAGUUAUAAAUGAUAACUCUGAAAGUUAAGAUUAGAAUAUUAUUUGUGCUAAUAAUUUAGCAGAUGAUAUUGAUAGUGGCUUUUAAAUUUAAGAAUUUUAAUAAAGUAAUACUGAUAUUUUUGAAGAUCAAGAGAAAUAUACUACGAUAAAAAGAUACUUACCUGGUGAUUGUUUUGGAGAUAUAAGAUUAGAUAAUAAUUAAUUUUCUAGAAAGCCAAUUAUAUUUACUGAGUCAGAAUGUUGCAUUAUUGAAAUUACAAAAGAAGGAAUCUAAUCAAUAUUGGCUAAAUAUAAGGCUUCUGAACUUUAGGAAUCAAUAGAUUUUUUUAAGUCUUUUUCAUUCUUCUAAGAUAUUCCAGACUAUAUUAUUAUGAAAAUGAUUCAAUCUUCUUUGCUUAAAUAGUUCAUCAGAGGAGAUGUGGUUUUUUAAGAAUCAGAUUUGGUUGAAAAUAUUUAUUUUAUUAAAAAUGGUGACGUUGAAAUUUCUAAAUUAAUAGAUAUUGAGGCUAAUUAAGAUACAACAACAGUCACAAAUAAGAAUUAAUAAAUAAUUAUUCCAUUAAUCAGCUCAUCGAGCUAAAUCUAAUCACCAUUAAUAAAAAAAAAGAACAAAGAAGUAUCUCCUUUAAAGCAUAACUUAAUAUUAAAAAAAAGAAUAUAGCUGAAAAUACUCACACAAAAUUCUUAUUUUGGAUAGGAAGAAAUAUUGCAAAAAAUUGCUAAAAGGGAAAGCAAAGCUAAAGUUCUCUCAUAGCAAGCAUAAAUAUAUGCAAUUAAUUCAACUAAUUUUAUGACACUGAUUUAGAAGUAUUCCUAAUUAUAGAAACUAAUAGAAGAGAAUUCUUUAAAAGAAAUAGCAGAGUAAGAAAGAAAGACACUUAUUAAAAAAGUACAAGGAAAGAUUUAAAGCAAUGAUAGAUUUGAUUAAACAUUUAAGUUUUCAUAGAAAAGUAUUUAUUAGACAACCGGUAAUACACCUAAGAGCUAAAGAGAUUUAAAAUCUCCUUUUCUAAGACAUAAAAGCAAUAUUUUAAUAGAAAAAUCUAAUACUGGAAGAGGAAUGUCUUAAUAAUUUUCCUCACUCGUCUUUGACAAUAAUAAUAAAAUAGCUGUUAACAGUAAUAGCCACUCUAACAUUUAUAUCCCUCUUUAAAGUUAAAAUACUCUAGAAGAGAUUGAAAUGUUACCUACAUCUUAUAAAUAUAAUACAAAGACUAUGCCAAAUUCCAACAAAAACUCACCUAGGCUGUUUAAAAUGGAGAGUUACCUAGUUUCUCCAAAUAAAAGAUAACUUUCAUAAGCACGAUUAAAUUAAGAAAUUUUCUCAGAUCUUUGUGAAGAUCAUUAAUAAUAAUCUCAAACAGAAAGAAAAAAUAUAUCACUUAAUCGUUUAUAAUCAAAGGUACUUAACUCCGAAUAUACUUCUCCUAUUUUUAAAAAAUAAAUUUCAAAAGCUAACUUGUCUCCCUAAUUGAUUAAAUUAAAUUCUGGUCAAUAGGAUUGUUCUGAUAAUUUUCACUCAGCUUCAUAAAGAGCUUUAAAUUAGAAUUAGAGUGUAUAUAAAUAAUAACCUUCUAAAUCAAUAACUAACUUUAAAGCUUUCGACUAUAAUAGCUAAAAAAAAGGAAAUAUAUUUGAUUAAAAUGGCAAUCCAAUAUUGAUGGUUUAAUUUAAUACCGAUUUAGAUACUCAAACUAACUUGUUCUAAUAAAACAGUAAAUAACAAAAAGAUGAAUACUCACUUUAGACUUAAACUCUGCAAAACAAAAAGAUUAAUUUAAAAGCUAUUUUCAAAUCUCCCUUAGGCAAAGCCAAAAAAAAUGAUAGAGUUAGAAGCUAAGUCUAAAUUGAUGAAUCACUGGAAAAGUAAUAAACUAUAAGAAAUAAUGAUAUUUAAGAUAAAAAUUAAAAGAUAUACUACGAUUUAUCACCAAUAAAAAAAGAAAUUUUAUCUUCACUUAUUGAAAAACAUAAAUUGAAUAAAUUUGAUUAGGGCAAUCACUAUAUCAAACAUGUGAGCCCACUGAAGUAAUUACCUACUCACCCUGAAAUUCUCUCAAAUAUUCCUAAAAAGUUUUGGAAAGAAAAUUAAAAAAUAAUGGAAUAAAAUGAAAUUAUGGUAAAGAGUGGCUCCAAUAUAAAUAAAAGAAUAUAUCAAAGGGCAGGAAGAAAAUCAGAUCUUCCUGUUCAUUCUUAUGUUGACAGAAACAUGGAGUAAAUAAUGUAAAUAGCUAGGUAGCAAAUACAAAUAUCUCCAAGAUUAAAAAAUUAAAAUAAUGAAGAGUUUUGUUCAUUAAAUAUUGGAUAAAUUAACGUUUAAAAUUUAGAAUAAUAAAUGAAAUGUAUAUAAUAAAAAUGA